Neurospora hispaniola is the source of this 1270-nucleotide messenger RNA. RefSeq lists its product as uncharacterized. The coding region runs from base 164 to 1105 and encodes 313 amino acids. The transcript is spliced from 3 exons. Gene Ontology annotation, molecular function: protein binding. NCBI's taxonomy places the organism in Eukaryota, Fungi, Ascomycota, Sordariomycetes, Sordariales, Sordariaceae. The record is from RefSeq and is a predicted model, not a curated record.
UUCGUCAUUCACGCACCUUUUUCUUGCCUCACCCGACAUCAACCAACAAGUCGUACGAACCAGAUCUCCUAUUCUACAUCUUCUUUCCUCGACUUUCGAGUCCUCCCUCUGUUUCACAUAAUCAACCCACCUGCAAACAAGAACACACAGCACAGUCCGUUCGAUGGCCGACUUCGUUGCUCCUCCUCCCGGUCCUCCCCCGCCCAAGGUUCCCGAGGGCUGGGUGGCACGAUGGAAUGAACAGUACAAAGAAUGGUUCUACGUCAAUACCUACACCAAAAAGUCCCAAUGGGAGAAACCCACCGAGCCCGCCGUGCCUCCCCGCGAUGAAUCCGCCCCUGCCGGCCCCCCUCCCUCCUACUCCGCAGGCGACAGCAAACCCGUUGUAAGCGACACCAAGUCCAACAACCCCUACGACAACCCCGCCAACCGCGCCGGCGGUAACGGCGGCGGUCCUUCCUCAUACGAAGACGAAGACGCACGUCUAGCUCGCCAGCUCCAAGCCGAAGAGGACGCUCGCGCCGCCGCCGCCGCUAACCAGCGCGCUCACACCCCUUCCGGUCAACAGUCGCCAUUCCCCUCGCAACUACCGCCUCGUCCUGAGACCAACGAUCGUGGCGGAUCUAAGGGGUCCUUCCUCGGCAAGAUUUUUGGUGCUGCGGGUAAGGGCAAACACUCCGGGUCUUCGUCCCACGGUUACGGCGGUGGGGGUGGUUACCCAGCCCAGGGUUAUUCGCCCGCUCCGUAUGGAGGAUCACCGGCGCCUUAUGGACAGCCUCAGCAACCGAUGUACGGCCAGCAGCCACCCGUUGGCUACGGAGGAUACCCUCAACAAGGUGGUUAUGGAGGAUACGCUCCUCCGCAAGGAUAUUAUGGUGGAGGCGGUUAUCCCCAGCAGCAACAGGCUUACGGCGCUCCCGGGAGGAGCGGUGGCGGCGGUGGCAUGGGCAUGAUGGGCGGUGCGGCGCUGGGGUUGGGCGCGGGUGUCCUUGGUGGUGCGUUGAUUGCUGAUGCGGUCAAUGACCAUGAUCAGGAGAUUUACCAGGAAGGAUAUAAUGAUGGCCAGGAUGGUGAUAUGGACUUUGGUGGUGGUGAUGAUUUCUAAACUCGCUUGCUCGCCUGCUCGAGUAUCAAAGUCGAGUACAAGAGCUUUGAGCAGUACGGCUUUAGGCGGUCAUGGGCUGCCUUAGGAGACACUGCAUUCUCUUCAUACUUUGCAGGGGCUUAUUUUCCUUUCUUGAUGACGUCUUGAUGAAUAGGAUUUGGUUUG